UGGCUCGAACGCUGGCUGGCUUCGCAGGUCCGGACAGACGUCGCCGCCCAGAUGGCCUCCAGGCUGACCCCGCUGACCCUCCUGCUGCUGCUGCUGCUGGCUGGGGAUAGAGCCUCCUCAAAUCCUAAUGGUACUAGCCACAGCUCCACAGAUCUGGAGAGCUUGCAAGGGGAAAGCAAAGGAGACAUCUUGGAGGGAAAUGUCUUGGAGGGAGAUGUCUUGGAGAGAGAUGUCUUGGAGGGAGAGAGCCCCAAGAAGGUACCUGUUCAAGAAGAGGUGGAAGUGGGCCCUCCCACCUCGCUGGAAACCGAGGCAACCAACAUAACAGCCAACACCACUUUGGAACCCACCACCCAGCUCUGCAUCCAGUCCACCACUGAACCAACUACGGAGCCUGCUACUGAGUCCCCCUGCCUCUGGCCUAACACUUCCUGCUCUGACCAGGACAGUCACUCAGCAGAGGUCACGUUGGGGGAGGCUUUGACAGAUUUCUCCGUGAAGCUCUACCACGCCUUCUCAUCAGUGAAGAAGCCUGAGACUAAUAUGGCCUUUUCCCCAUUCAGCAUCGCCAGCCUCCUCACUCAGGUCCUGCUCGGGGCUGGGGACAGCACCAAGAGAAACCUGGAGAGCGUCCUCUCCUAUCCCAAGGACUUUGCCUGUGUCCACCAGGCCCUGAAGGCCUUCAGGUCCAAAGGCUUCAACUCAGUCUCUCAGAUCUUCCACAGCCCAGACCUGGCCAUAAGGGGCGACUAUGUGGAAGCCUCUAAGAGCCUGUAUGACAGCAGCCCCAGAGUCCUGGGGAAUGACAGUGAUGUCAACUUGAAGCUCAUCAACACCUGGGUGGCAGAGAACACCAACAACAAGAUCAGCCAGCUGCUAGAGAGCCUGCCCGCUGACACUCGCCUUGUCCUCCUCAGUGCGGUCUACUUGAAUGCCAAGUGGAAGAAAACUUUCAAUCAGAAAAAUACCAAGAUGGAGCCCUUUUACGUCAAAUCCUCUGUGAAAAAAGUGCAUAUGAUGACUAGCAAGAAGUACCCUGUGGCCCAUUUCACUGACCACACUCUGAAGGCCAAGGUGGGACAACUGCAGCUCUCCCACAACCUGAGCUUGGUGAUCCUGAUGCCCGAGGGCAUAAAACAACGUCUCGAAGACAUGGAGCAGGCUCUCGACCCCUCUGUCUUCAAGGCCAUCAUGAAGAAGCUGGAGAUGACCAACUUCAAGCCUACUCUCCUGAUGAUUCCUCGAAUCAAAGUAAAGAGUGGCCAGGACCUGCUGGCGAUCAUGGAGAAACUAGAAUUCUUUGACUUUAGUUACGACCUCAACCUGUGCAGGCUGACCGAAGACCCGGAUCUUCAGGUUUCUGCGAUGCAGCACCAGAUCAUGCUGGAGCUGACGGAGACUGGCGUGGAGGCAGCUGCAGCCACGGCUGUGUCUGUGGCCCGCAAUUUGCUGAUCUUCGAUGUGGAUCGGCCCUUUCUCUUCCUGCUGUGGGACCAGCAGCAUGGAUUCCCUGUCUUCAUGGGACGAGUGUAUGACCCCACAGCCUAAGACCUGCAGGGGUCAGGCAGGGGCAAACCUUACCCCUCUAACCUCAGCUCUUCAGUUGCAGCCCUGCUGCUGCCUGCCUGGACUUGCCCCCAGCCACCUUGCGCCUUGGUUCUUUGCCCUCCACCUGAAGGGCUCCCUCAGGGUCUUGGGAAAGGACCUGCUUCUGUCAUCCCUUCCCUGUGACUCUCUAAACCACUUUUUGCAGCUUUCUCUGGUACAAGUACACCAGACUCUACAAAUAAAACCUGGCAGACCAUG
Molecule: messenger RNA, 1806 nt
Organism: Diceros bicornis minor
Lineage: Eukaryota; Metazoa; Chordata; Mammalia; Perissodactyla; Rhinocerotidae
Gene: SERPING1
Product: serpin family G member 1
Exons: 7
Coding region: 52-1548 (498 amino acids)
Biological process (GO): negative regulation of endopeptidase activity
Molecular function (GO): serine-type endopeptidase inhibitor activity
Source: RefSeq, a predicted model, not a curated record